AUGCGAAAGCUAAGUCGAAAGAAGUUGGUCGUCGUAGGCGAUGGUUUCUGUGGAAAGACGAGUCUAUUACAUGUAUUUCAACAUAAUGAAUUUCCAGAGGAUUACGUUCCUACCGUUUUUGAGAAUUACAUUGCCAUCAUACAUCACGAGUCGGGAAAGUCAAUCGAGUUAUCAUUAUGGGAUACAGCAGGACAAGAAGAAUACGACCGACUUCGGCCUUUAUGUUAUCCUGAAACGGACGUUAUCUUGGCAUGUUUUGCUAUUGAUCAAGUUCAAUCUUUUGAAAACGUGAAAGACAGGUGGAUCCCUGAAAUGGAUCAUUUCUUAUUUAAUACCCCACGUUUAUUAGUGGGAACCAAGGGCGACUUGAGAAAUAAUCGACAACGUAUCACUGAAUUAAAUGCUAAUGGCCAACAAUUAAUUUCAGUUGAGCAGGCUCAGGCUUUAGCAAAGAAAUUGAAUACGCAAUACAUUGAAUGUAGUGCAAAAACGAAUACAAAUAUUAAAGAAGUUAUACAUACCGCAACAGGCCUUAUUCUUAGUCAUCGUAAAAAUGGACUCAAGACAAAAAUCUGUACUUUACUUUAA
This is a messenger RNA of Mycotypha africana, 588 nucleotides long. RefSeq names its product P-loop containing nucleoside triphosphate hydrolase protein. Lineage: Eukaryota; Fungi; Mucoromycota; Mucoromycetes; Mucorales; Mycotyphaceae. Gene Ontology annotation, molecular function: GTPase activity; GTP binding. Gene Ontology annotation, biological process: small GTPase-mediated signal transduction. The transcript is spliced from 5 exons. Bases 1 to 588 code for a protein of 195 amino acids. The record is from RefSeq and is a predicted model, not a curated record.